UCUUGGCUGUAGUUGGUGCUUCAUAAAUCGCGACAAAAAAAUGGAAAAUUAAUAACAUUUUUAUGUUAUUUAAACUAUUUCCUGCGUGAUAAGAGCGAAUACAAGUCAAUUGCAACACCCGUUGUUAAAGUAAGACCAGAAAAGUGAAAGAAACUCGGAAAACCGGAGCGCCACAAAAUCACGAAAAGGGAUCCUCUUCCUGUCCCUUCGCCUAAAAAGGAUCCUUGUACAACGCUGCGGGAAGCAAUCAACCAACUCACAAUCGACCCUAGAGAGUUCAAAUAUCUGUGGCCGUGAUCCGGGAGUCAAGGAUACCCAUCGGAAACCCUUCGGAAGACCGACCGCACUGUCCUCUGCGGAACAUUCGGAACAUCCUCUCUUGUCCUCUCCCCAUGAUAUGGCUCAUUCUUACGGUAACGAACAACAGUCACCAGUAGUUCCCCUCGGAUCCAACAAGGGCGGCCCACACGGACUAGGUGAUCCCGAUGAUCGGCGGCUACGAAAGGUGGAGAUAGAAGUUUUGAUCCCAAAGAUUAUGCGAGAACGAGCCAAGACGGAGAAAUGCGUCGCUGAAGUGAAGGCAUUCGAGGAUUGUUGCAAGGACGCAGGUCUCUUCAUGGUCGCAAAGUGCCAGGCACCCAACGAUGCCCUCAAAGCCUGCAGUCUCCGGUGGUACCAGAACGAACAGUUCAAACAAGAGUGUACCGAGAUUUACCUGGAAGAAAGGAAACUCUUCCGUGAAACGGGAUUACCGAAGAAAUUUAGAAAGUAAUCCUUCAUCUAACCAGUGAUCUAUCUAUGAGGUGAUGUUGCUUUAUUAAACUAUUUACCCGUUAAUCAAAUUA
This is a messenger RNA of Anopheles aquasalis, 845 nucleotides long. RefSeq names its product COX assembly mitochondrial protein homolog. The record is from RefSeq and is a predicted model, not a curated record. Lineage: Eukaryota; Metazoa; Arthropoda; Insecta; Diptera; Culicidae.